Messenger RNA from Eleginops maclovinus (Patagonian blennie), 4940 nucleotides. It is a transcript of the gene ccdc142, whose product is annotated as coiled-coil domain containing 142. The record is from RefSeq and is a predicted model, not a curated record. Bases 1285 to 4800 code for a protein of 1171 amino acids. NCBI's taxonomy places the organism in Eukaryota, Metazoa, Chordata, Actinopteri, Perciformes, Eleginopidae. The transcript has 17 exons.
UCCUGAUUGGCUGUUUCUACAUCCUGUGUUUUCAGGCCUCACUAGCAAAUGCUAUUUUAAACAUACUCCCUUCGUGAGCAGUGGAUUAACAAGGACCUCUAAGAAAAGAAGUAAGUCAGUAAUGGCAUACUUGGCUUUCGGCAGUUGUUUCAGAGAAGGAAUUUGACAAACCGAUACAAAAAAGCCGUUAGCUGCGAAUGGGCUAACUGUGCUGCUACUGUACAGCAUUGUUGUGAGUGAGCAUUAACCAUGGUAUUAACAGCAGCAGCCUUCAAUAACAGACCGCUCGGUGGCGGACAUCUCUUCAGAACGGGCAGCAUGCACCGGGGAUGGACGUCUGGACGCCAUUUCUAAUGUUCAGUAAGAAUGUUCCUCAUGAUUUGUGGUAUUGAACAUGAGCUGCAGAGACUUCCUUUCACAGGUGUUACUAGAGCUAAACGUUAGAACUGUUUUGUGUGUUUGAAUGUCAUUCUACUGGAAGAACAGUAAGCUCACCUGACGUUAGGGUGAAAUGAAUGAAAUCCUCUUCACUGGGAAGAUAUACCCUCAGUCCCCCAGCACCGACAGCUUCAGUGAUGAAGAGUGUAUGGAUCCAUUACUUCCAACAAUGCAGCAACAAGUACACGUUUCGGAUUGAAAUAUUACCAUUAGCAGGUAUCUAAUGUAUUCAAGUACGAACAGAGAGAUCUGUUGUAUUUGCCUUGUGGUGUGUAUUUUCCUAAUGAAUUAAUGUAGUUUUUCUUGUUCGAGGUUAAGUUAACUUUACCUACUUUUUUGCAGUUUACUAGUUAAACCAAUAUUUCCCUCUAAAAAUCAGUAGUGGGAAAAAAAGUGCACAAUUAAAGUGAAAGGUACUGCUGAUCAUCAUACUACAAAAAACAUUACAUAUGAUGACAUCUGUUGUCAUUUGUUAAGAUAGAUAAAUACUUUAUUGAUCCCAAAUUGGGAAAUUAUUUAGUUACAGUGUGAUCCGGCAUUAAAAAAAGUUGGAAAAAAUGUAUCAAGAAAAUAAAAUAAAAACUAUAAACAGCAGCAAUUAUAAAUACAUAUCUACAAUAGAAAGGACUUGAACCGCCAAGAAUAAUAAAUAAAAAAUGCUCUAGAUAAGUUGGACAAUUCUAUGAAAGGACAGUAUUUUACAGUAGCAUAUAUAUUCAUAUGAUAGUAUAUAAAUAACUGAUAGAUAUGAACAAUAUAUAAUUAAAGAAGUGACUGUGACUGUAUUCUGUGAAUGUCAGUAACGAUGCCAGUGCUGUCUGCUCACAGUUUAGCUGCAGUGUGUGGAUGGAGCACAGCAACCCAGAGACACUGAGAGACCCUGGAGAGGCUGGUCUGACAGACCGGGAGAACUCUGAGGCAUUGUGCUUCGAAAAGGAUCAGACGAGAUGCAGCCCCUGCAUGGUUGCCGAGGAUGGGAUCACUAAUGGUUCCUGGUCUCAGAGGUCCUUGACCCGCUCCCUGCAGCGAGCCGAGACACUGCUCAGAACCUUUAACCCCGGCCUCAAGUGGCUGUUCCAGGGCCGUCAGGACGAGGAAGACAUAGAGAGACAUUUUGUAGUCGCUCACAAUCUGGUGUCCCGCUCCUCCGCUCGUCUCCUGCGACUGCACCAAGUGGUUCUGACUGUGGCCCCCCAGUGGCAGUCGGUGGGCAGGGAGCAGACAGGGUCUCCCCGGGUGUGUGUUAAAGGCCUCCCGGCAGACAGCGGGGUGCUCCUCCUGCCCUCCUCUCUCUCGCUGCAGGGACACCACACAGCUCUGUGGAGGCUCCUGGAGCAGCGGGCCCUGCUGCUCUUCGUACACGAGUACACCAGGAGGGCCCGCCUCACGGCAGCUUUCAUCUCCAGAGUGCGCCACCUGCUGGAGGAACAGCGGAAGAACUCACACCUGACACUUAACCAGAGCUCUUCCGUCCAGGGGGGACUCGGCUCGCUGAGUCAGGAGCUGAGGGUCCACCUCAGCCACUGGUCCUGUCUGUUCUCCAGAGUCCAGCAUGACCCCCUCCUGAGAGCGGCUCUGAGCCCGCAGUCCAAACUGCUGCUGGAGGUUCGAGGGACCCUGGAGCUGCUGGGUGUGCAGGCGCUGCUUCUGAUGCAGCAGUAUGUGCAUGCCAUGCUGUGUGCUGUGGCCCACGCUGAGGUCCCCUGUGUCCCCCGGGAGGUCCUGCAGGACAUCCUGGCUGGCACUGAGCUGUAUAACCAGGCGGUGGGAGAGCAGAGAGCGCAGCACAGCGCCACCCAGCUGAGGACUGCAGUGUUACAGCAGGCUCAGUACUCCCCCCUGCAGCCCAGCGGCAGGGAGCAUCAUCCUGCUGCCUUCUCUCUCAAAGAGCUGAUGAAGAUUUUAGCCGUGCAUCAGGCAGACGUGGCCGCCCAGCAGCUGCUGUGCAUGGCUUCUGAACACACUCACAUCUGUCAGGUCCAACCCCCCCGGGAGGCCUGUUGUCAGAGCUCAGCCAGUCGGGGGUCCGGGCCCCGCUGCAGGACCUCUGAACUAAGACCUGAGUUGACCUGGGAGCAGCUGCAGCAAACCUACCCCACCUCCUCUCCUCUCUUCUCCACCGAUCCUCCUCCCCUCCUGCAGUCAUCUUGUCAUCACAGAUGCCAUCACACCCUUCCUGUUUACAUCCCUGACCUCCAUGGAGACAGAACAUUCCCUGAGAACCCCCAUCCUGUUCAAGCCAAGGCCCCCCCUUUCCACCACAGGCCUGAGUGCUUUGACAAACGCCACACAGACACCCCCCCAACCAGUGAGAAUGCUUUAAGGUUAUCCAAAGCACAUGUAGCAAGACAGACCCGCUCAGAACAACAAUUGCCGGUCAUCUCCCUCCCCCCAGCCCCUGUCCAGCCCCCCUCCCUGUCAGGGCUCUGCCGACAGGACCAGUCCUCAGUGGAGCUUCUGUUUCAGGUGCUUCUCUCGUCCAAUGAGCUGCUGGCUCCACUGGUCUCACAUGCAGCCACACCUGGAGCUGAGCAGCUGCUCCCUCCCCCCGCAGCAGAAGUGUUAUCAGCCAAUGGGAAGGCUGAGCUGAGGACUGUACCUGCUCCAGUCAUAAACGCAGCCGGUUCAGCAGAAUGGAAUAGUGUGAUCACAGAACUGAACAAAGACCAACCUGUGGAGGGUCCGCAGGAAUGGGCUGAACUGGAAAUAACCACCCAGCCAGAAGUUGCUGUCAGGGAUGGGGUCCCGGAGAAGGAGGAGCCUGUGGGUGCAGAGGGGACCGCAGAUGGAGUACGCUGGCCUCACUCGGUUCAGUGGCUGGACGUGGAUCAGUCUGUGGUGUUGGCCGAUGUGUGUGGACAGUACCGCAGCCUACUGUGGACGCUGUGCAGCAAGGCCCUGCGGCUGCAGCUGCAUGUGCCGGCUGCAGGACGCACUGCAGGGAGCAUCAACCUCCAGGACACACUUGCAGGGUUCCACAUCCUGCACAGCAUGAGGCACGCUGCAAACACAGAUCUGAUCCCUGAGGAGUGCAGGAGCAUGCUUCAGGACUUCAGUCUCUAUGUGUUAGUGGUCACAGCACAUGCUCAGUGGAACAAUGUGUUGUGCAGGAGUCUGGGUUCCGCUCUGAAAGAUAAGUGUCUGGCGGUCGUGAAUCAGCCGUCACCUGAGCGUGAUGGAGAUGUGAUGAUGUCAGAGACCAUGAGGCACUUCCUGCUGCUGCCCCCUCCUCUCCUGUCAUCAGUGUGUGGCCUUCACUCAAAAAGCAUGGCCUCAGAUUCUGUACGGCUCAUGCUGCAGGGUCAGACCGUUAGCUUGCUGUUAGCCACCGUGCAGCUGUCCACAGUGUGGGUCAUGUCCAAGGCUUACCAGUUCCUGUCCUCAUGGAGCCUCAACAAGUUCCUGCUCAUCUCACAGGGAGACCUCAAGGUGCUCUCAGAGUCGUUGGAGACGAUGCUGCGUCAGACUAAAUCCCUGAUGGUACAUUUAGACAGUAACCAAAACUGCAGUCUUCACAACCACAGCCUGCUCCUGCUGAGGCGGCGGCUGGCAGCGCUGGACAGAGCGGUGUCCGAGCUGCAGACUUUCUCCUCUCGGCUGCUGCAUACCUUCUCCAGCGACUGCAAGAGGAUGUCAGGGGAGAUCUUUGAGCAGACCAUGCCCUCUGCUGGACACUGGAGACCCAGCCUCCGGACAGGUUUUCCCAGCAGCCCCAGUGAGUAUGUGUCGCAGGCCGCUCAGACUGUGAUUGGCCAGGUGUUAGAGGGCGUGGCUCCACUUUCUGAGGAUGCCCGUGUCCAGGCCCUGAGUAUCACCACCACAGCCUUCAUGGAGGCAUGGAUGGAACACAUCCUGAAACAGAGGAUCAAAUUCAGUGUGCAGGGGGCUCUCCAGCUGAAGCAGGACUUUGACUCCAUCAGAGAGCUGAUCCAGUCUGACAGAUACGGUCUGUCAGCAGAACUCCACCAGCGCCUGCUCAGCCUCCGGGUGUUCCAGCAGGUGGACUCAGCCGUGAUGUGCCUGCUCCAGCAGCCGCAUGCCAAGCCAUACCUGCGGCCCCGAGCCUGGGAGCCGUUCACUCGCUGCUGCCCGGCCAGCAGCAGAGACAGCAUGGACACAGCGGUGGGGAGCAGUAUCACCAACCUGAGGAGCAUGGAGGGGGAGGAGCUGACCCAGUGUGAUCCUUCAGUAGUGAACUCUGACCUCCCUCCGCUGAACCCCUCCUCCCCUGGAGAGCCCUACCUCGCCCCCAGUGCCGCUCUGGGUUUUGCUCAGCGGGAGUGGCUGGAGCUGAGGAUCCACAGCAGCGCCCGCCGCUGGAGGCUGCCGGGCCUGCACUGCCUCUGCAAGACCGAGCCCUGAACAGUUUGACAUGUUCACCAUGAUUUACUUUUGGUUGUGAAUAUCUUUUGCAAAUAAGAAUGUGAAAGGUUGAUUUGGAAUGAUGUAAAGAAGAUGUAAUAAUUUAUUUUAAAAUAUAUAAAAUACUUGUUUUACCACUU